CGUCAGCCGCUAAGAUUUGAGUUUUGUUGCUUUACUGUUCUACAAGUAUUGCAUUUGUUUUCUCUUUUGCAUUCUGAGUUGUAGUUUCCAUAGGAGGAAAAAAAGAAAAAAAAAAGUUGUAGGCCCUCGUUGUUGUAACUUCAAGAUUCAAUAUCGUUUCAAUAUUCAAGUGUUUUUAUUUGAAGGCCGUGUUCUCCUGUCCAAUGAGUCUAGGUUUCGGGAGUACUUUCCCUUCCUGGAUGGUAUGAAGCGUGUCUCCUAUUAUUAUAAUUCAUCGCCAGCGUCGUCGGGUUUAUCUUAUUUGGAUUUAGACAGGAACCCCCACUCAGAGGCGGAGCAGUUGGGUUCGAAAUUUGCUAAAACGGCAAAUGUAAACAGAGAAAUGGUGGCCAAUUUCCACCCACGUCAAACGGAGAGUACCCUGAAUGGACUCUAUAUCCCAAGUAUCACAGACACCCUUGAAAACAGUAUGCCCAGUGGGAUGUCCAUGGGCAUGACAAUGGGUGGCCACCAAGGUCACCCACCACCUGACAUAAAGCCUGACAUCUCAUCUCUCACAUCACCCACAUCCACACAUGGUUAUUAUGGCUUUGGCCCUGGAGGCAUGCCAAGUAUGGCCAGUUCUACUCAGCCCUCUCCUGGGCCACAGCAGAUGCACUCGCCAGGCAUGCAUUCACCCACUUCAUCCAUGGGGUCUCCACCCAUGCUCUGCCUGAGCCCAUCUGGUCCAAGCCCAUCCCCAGGGCUCCCCCAUUCUUCCCUUCACACCAAACAUAUCUGUGCAAUAUGCGGUGACAGAGCUUCCGGGAAACAUUAUGGUGUUUACAGCUGUGAAGGUUGUAAAGGUUUUUUUAAGAGAACAGUACGUAAAGAUCUAACAUAUGCUUGCCGUGAUGAUAAAAAUUGUAUGAUUGACAAGAGACAGCGCAAUAGGUGUCAGUACUGCCGUUAUAUGAAAUGUCUGUCAAUGGGCAUGAAGCGAGAAGCUAUUACAGCUGUCCAGGAGGAAAGACAGAGGGUGAAAGAGAAAGGGGACGGUGAGGUGGAGAGCACAAGUGGAGCCAACAAUGACAUGCCAGUUGAACAGAUUCUUGAAGCUGAACUUGCCGUUGACCCCAAAAUUGACACAUACAUAGACGCACAAGUGAGUGACCAAAUGCUUAUGAAAGAUCCAGUGACCAACAUAUGCCAGGCAGCUGAUAAACAAUUGUUUACAUUAGUGGAAUGGGCCAAACGAAUUCCUCAUUUUACAGAACUUCCAUUAGAGGAUCAAGUCAUUUUACUUAGAGCAGGUUGGAAUGAACUUCUGAUUGCUGGGUUCUCACAUCGUUCCAUUAUGGCCAAAGAUGGUAUAUUGUUAGCCACUGGUCUCCAUGUCCAUCGCAGCAGUGCUCACCAGGCAGGUGUUGGUACAAUAUUUGACCGUGUCCUGACUGAGCUGGUGGCCAAAAUGAGAGAUAUGAAGAUGGACAAAACAGAAUUGGGCUGUUUAAGAGCAGUGGUUUUGUUUAAUCCUGAUGCUAAAGGAUUGACUGCUGUUCAAGAAGUAGAACAGUUGCGAGAGAAGGUUUAUGCCUCUCUUGAGGAAUAUACAAAGUCUCGUUACCCUGAGGAGCCUGGCAGGUUUGCCAAGCUCCUUCUUCGAUUACCUGCACUCCGCUCCAUCGGCUUGAAAUGCCUGGAGCACCUCUUCUUCUUUAAACUGAUUGGUGACCAGCCCAUUGACACAUUUUUGAUGGAGAUGUUAGAAAACCCUAGCCCUGCCACAUAGCAACCAAUCCUGGAGGAUGCAGUCAGCAACCAAUCCUAGACUCUGUAUGGAAACACAACAGAAGAUUUGAAUAUUUUUUGGGGUUCUCUGGGCACAAUGGAAAAAAUGUAGACAUUUUUACCUAAACAAAGUAAAUGUCUUUCUAUGCUAUCUACUUGAAGAGUCCCUCAUGAAAAAUCUGAAAAGAAAUCUACUGGAGCAUAUAUAGUGAACUUGUUUCAUUUGGACAUUUGUCUUAAAGCUUUCUGAGUCACGUUUAUCUCUUGCAGACCACAUUGUUUUUAAUGGAAGGAAAUUUUAUGUUCAAAUAAUGUUUUGUGUGCAUGUAUUAUACUUUAUUUUGUUUUAAGUUGAAAGUCAAAUAUUUGGUUGAUGCUUUAUAUGUGGUUGGGCUGGCCACUUUUAUUUUGUAUGGUUUUUAUUCUACACUGAAGAGACUUUUUAACUGCAGGAAUGGCUAUUUCACUGAUUUGAUUAGACUGUGAUAGUAAGGGGUUUAAUACAUAGAUUUAUUUUUUUAAUAUUGAAAUAAUUGCCCCUUUUUUUUUAUUUAGAUGCUAAACCAGUGGUUUUAUUUUGUUCAUUUCUCCUUUCUCUUUUCUUUCAAUGACACAUCCAUAUGUUUGUUUUAAAGUUGUUUGCUAUUCUGGCUUUUGUUAAUAUGAAGUCUUUGUAAUGUGCUUUAGCCAUCUUUCUGUGCCAAGUUGGUGUGGAGUGUAUGCUUACAUUGGUUGGGCUGUGUGCUUGUCUUCAUUAUUGCUUCUGUGCCAAGUAGUAAGAGUUAUGUCCUUUUGUUCUUAAUGUAUCUUCAAACACACAAUGACAAUGGAAGAAUGUGUUUAUGUUUCAUUAUUUAUGUUUCUCUGUACACUGAAGUCAUCCAAUUGAAAGCUGUUCAUGUGGAACUCACAAGUCUGAUAACCUGAAACCAGUCUUAACAUUCACAUUUUCUUGUUUCUUUUUUCUUCUUUGUAAGAGAACACUUUCAAUAUAUUUUCAUGGGUGAUAUUCUCUUGAUGGUUUGGCAUUGAACUUUCAAUCCUGUCAUUAUCUCACUAAUGUUUAUCAAAGUACUGGGGUUGUUUUUUACUGUUUUUUUUUAUUUAACUAAAUGCUCCAAGAAUUUGUGCUGAUAUGUUAUUUAAAGUCUUUAUGAUACAGCUGUUGUUGAAUUUCCCAGACAAAUGGUCAACAAUUGAUCAACUCAAUGUAUUCAUCCUACUUAUAGUUCCACUCAGCAUGCAAGCCUUUGAAUUGUUAAGUUUCAUCCCAUAAAAACAGGAUUUUUACUGCAUUUAAUAUAAAAGUCUAUUCAAUAUGUUGACAACCAGUUCUUAAAAAGGUCAGACCUACUCAACAAAUUUGAUUUUACUACUGGAAGAAUAAAUAAUGAAAUACUAAAUUAUCCUGUCAGUAUCUCAGAGUGCUAAAUGAUGAAAUAUUAUAUUUCCUUUUUGCACAAGGUAUAGCUUACAUACUUAAACUUUGAUAUUUUGUGCGUGUUUGUGUAUGUAACAUAUAAUGGUUAAAGGUCUAGUGCAUGUCUUGAGUUUGAGGAAUAGCCUCUAUGUCUUGCAUGCUGUAAGGAACCACUACUUUUCUAAAUGAAAGGCUGGGGAUAGGGGUUUCACACUGGAGUUCCUGAAGGCAGUCUAGUGCAAAUUUGUUGAGGACUUAUGUUCAAAAUAUAGAGUAGUCUGUGAAUGGUUCACUGAGCUUUGUUACUUACAAGAUCUCCAUAGCCAAAUGUAGGUCUUCAAGAGUAGGACUGAAUGCUAGUAGUUUGUUUUGUUUUGAUUAUCCAUUGACCUUGUUCAUCUCUGUAUUGAAUCAUUGGAAACUGCCACUAUGGGUUGUAAACAUUUCACUAGCAGUCAAACAUUUGAGUCAUGCUAGUCUUCUCCCCACCUUUUGGUUUGUCUUGGCCACUUUCCUACUGAUUCUAAUUGUUGAGGGCUAGGCUAAGAAUAUCUAAGUAAUAAGUGUACAGUCAAUGUGUUAGGUCAAAGAAAAGACUUUUUGUGACUACUCCUUACAUCUAAGAGCUGGAGUCUGGCCCUUGUCAAAUCUUCAUUGUACUUGAUGGGACAAGAGACCAUUCCAAUUAUUACAUCUCCAAUCUGUGUCUCCUUCCUGGGACAGCACUUAGUGAAGAAAGAAUAUGUAGUAUUACUGACUGCCUGAAAGCUUCUAUUCUGUUAACCAGGUCUUGUACUCUCAUAGAAAAUGUUAUGUGUGACUAGGAAAUGCUUCAUUUGAUUGUAAAUAGAAAGUUGAUGACUGAAAGAUGUGUUUCAACUGGAUGAGUGACCUUUUGAUGAUAAUAAUAUAAUGUGCAAAUAUCACUUUUACAAUAUUUGAGUACGAUUACACAUGGGUAGACCUUUUACUUGAUGUACCAGUGAUGAAUGAAAUUUAUGUGUUUUUUUUUUAAUGUAUUAAAACUGGUAUCUACUUUGUAUGAAUUCAGGAAGAGAAUUUGUUCAUUGUAUUGACAACAUUUCACUGUACUGAUGUAUGUGUUGGGAGCCCUACUUUAAAUAGCUACACAUUUGGAAAUACAAUAGAACAUUUCUUGUGUAAUAUCCUGAAAGUUUACAGUCAACUAUUCAGAUGGAAGAUAGAAAUAAUGUUUACAAAGACUUGACUGUGUAGUGAAGUUCUUUUGAGAAUGAUAUUGUAUGUUCAUUACACAUGACAUUGAACAGUAUAAUAAAACAUUGGAUUUGUUUUCA
Messenger RNA from Biomphalaria glabrata, 4506 nucleotides. RefSeq names its product retinoic acid receptor RXR. Gene Ontology annotation, molecular function: RNA polymerase II cis-regulatory region sequence-specific DNA binding; zinc ion binding; nuclear receptor activity. The record is from RefSeq and is a predicted model, not a curated record. The coding region runs from base 245 to 1771 and encodes 508 amino acids. Lineage: Eukaryota; Metazoa; Mollusca; Gastropoda; Planorbidae. Gene Ontology annotation, cellular component: nucleus; RNA polymerase II transcription regulator complex. The transcript is spliced from 7 exons. Gene Ontology annotation, biological process: positive regulation of transcription by RNA polymerase II; cell differentiation; anatomical structure development.